Messenger RNA from Penaeus monodon (black tiger shrimp), 596 nucleotides. RefSeq lists its product as uncharacterized. The transcript is spliced from 4 exons. NCBI's taxonomy places the organism in Eukaryota, Metazoa, Arthropoda, Malacostraca, Decapoda, Penaeidae. The record is from RefSeq and is a predicted model, not a curated record. The coding region runs from base 1 to 573 and encodes 190 amino acids.
AUGCGGAAAUCUUGGGCAGCAGCAAAGGCAACGGAGGGAGUCUGCUACAAGUGGUCCCAAGGGAGUCCUUUAGGGUUCUGGGAAGAUGGGAAAACACCUAAGAUUUCUUAUUUAUUGAUUCCUGCAAGCGGAGACACCUUUGUCAACUUCUGUCACUGCAAGACUUCAUCUCAACGAUACAUCUGCGAUUUCCCGACAUCAAGCAAGAAGCCAGUCUUCCCUGCCGAGUUGACAUCGCGCCUCCUCAGCACAGAGUACUUCAACACCUGUCGCAGUCUUCAACAUUUGCUGCAGUUGCCUGACGCCUGCAACAUCAAUCAACACUGCCCUGCCAGUACCUCAAGAGCCAGACGCCCCCUGCUGAAGCCCACCGCUGACCUUGACUCUCGGAUCACCACGUCGCUGCCCUCGCCGCCGAUCCCUGGCGCGCCAAGCCUCGCUCGCCCCGUUAACGAGCCCAUCUCACGGACGUUCUCGCUGUCGCAUCACCUGCCGACACCUUCUGUCCCCCACUGCACAUCGCUGCAACUCCGGCCGUGUCCGCCGCCUCGUCCGCUGGUGAUCGCCGCCUGACGUCCUCGCCGCAUCUCGUCUCA